AUGACGACUCUUGGUCACCAGAGCACCCACAACUUGCUUUUUGGCAGACCCAACCGUCGCCAGGCGCCAGCUGACCGUGGCUUCAAGCAUAUGGCAGCAAUGGCCGACCAGAAGAACGUCAACUACAACCGCCAGAACACCGCAUACAACGCCGGCAACAACAUGUACGGCAACCAGCAGUACGCCGCCCGUGGCCAGCAGGCUCAAGCUUACGGCAUGCACCACAAUCCGACCGCUGAUCCGAUGUCGACCCUUGCUCAUAAUUUCCAAGGUAUGAAUAUGGGCAACCAGUCCUUCGCUGCGCAGGCCAAGAACGCGAUGAUGUCGAAUCCGGCAACCAACUACGGCGGACUCAAUGUCGCUACCUCGAUGCCCGGAAGCAUGUACAACGCCGCCCAGUACGUGUACCCUAGCGGCUACGGUGCAGGAGCCAACACGCAGUCUCCGGGAAUGUACACGCCUCACGCAGCCCAGUACAUGCCGCAGCUCAACUACGCCGGCUACCAGCAGCACGACAACAGCCCGCUGUCCCAGAAUUGGACUCCCACUACCACUGGCGCCACUGGUGAGGUCCCGACCCUCAUCACUCCUCGCCGCGACUCAAUCUCUUCCAACGAGAAUGAUCAGCCUACGACCCCAUCGUACGCUGGCUAUCCUGGCUUCACUCAGGGCGGCGUUGCCAUCAAUCGCUCCCCAAGCGGUGUCUUCUCACACAGCACCCCGUCGCCAACCUCCAUGAUGGGACCAUACGGCAUGCAAGUCCAAAAGCAACCCGAGCAGACCGACGUCUCCCCACGCAUUAAGCUCCUCAUCUCCCGCGAGCCAGCCAUCCCUCGUGCUAUCCCGGCCCCGUCUUCACCAUUGAAGCCACUGGACCGAGCUCUGGAGAAUCAGCGCGGCGAGACCAACGUCUACAUUCGCGGACUCCUUCCAGAAACCACCGACGAGAUGCUCGAGGCUUGGGGUCUUCGCUUCGGUGACAUCAAGAGCUCGAAGUCCAUCAUUGACCUCAACACUGGCCUCUGCAAAGGGUGAGUCCCUUCUCAUAUCACUGCCCAUGAUCUUGCUAACAUUCAAUAGCUUUGGCUUCGUUAAGUACCACAACUACGAGGACGCCGAGAACUGCAUUCGUGGCUUCCACUACCUCGGCUACGAGGUCAGCUUUGCCCGCGAGUCGUUCUACUCCAAGCUCAAGACGUUUUCCGACGAGGGCAACACCAACCUCUACGUCUCCAAUCUUCCCAAGUCGAUGAAUGAGCAUGAGCUUGCCCAGCUCUUCGCUCCGCACAAGGUCUGCUCCUCGCGCAUCUUGCGUGACAAGAAUGGUUGGUCUUGCUUUCCAACGCUCUUCUCCGAUGCAUUACUGAUCCUUGCCAGGUCAUGGCCGCGGCGUAGGCUUCGCUCGAUUCGAGUCUCGUGACGCAUGUGAAGAGGUCAUCAAGAGCUUCAACGCCCACACCAUCAAGAGCCAGGGGGAGGACCUGCAGAUACAGAUUCGGUUCGUUCCUCUCUUUUCUUUUCCUUUCCCCUUGUCUUCGGUGGCAGCCUGACUGACCUUCCAUCAGCUACGCAGAUACCCAAGAGCAGAAGGCCUUGAAGCAACAGACCCAAGCUGCCCGUCAAUUCCGUUCCGCAGAGUACGAGUACGCCACUCAGGCCUGGCGCCAGGGCCGUUUGCCAACAACUUGCACUGAGUUCCAGAACCCCAACACCGAGUUCGAGAGCUACAUCGGCACCACGGCGGUUCCACUCCAGGGACAGCGCUGGGCCCAGGGCAUGCGCCAGCGGUCACCACUCGCCGCCCUGCCUGCUGCCUCUCAGGCUCUGAGUGCCACCUCUGGACAGGAAGACCCGGCUACGCCAGCUGCCGAGGAGGCCGGCAAGGCUGCUGCGACCUCACCCGAGGCCAAGCAGCCCGUUGACUCGCCAGUCGCGUCCAAGGCCGAGUGA
This is a messenger RNA of Lecanosticta acicola, 1950 nucleotides long. Lineage: Eukaryota; Fungi; Ascomycota; Dothideomycetes; Mycosphaerellales; Mycosphaerellaceae. The record is from the annotation of a GenBank genome assembly.